AUGCUCACCACCUCCGUCUUGUCCCUCGCCGCCUGCGGCCUCUCCGCCUUCCAGCUCGUCGCCGCCGACGCGCACGCCGACACGCGCUACGGCACGAAGCACUGGAUUGGCCCCUUCUGGGACCCGGACCACUGCGGCAAGGGCAACUACGAGAAGUGCUACCCCAAGAAGGAGGACACCAUGAAGCUGCUGUGGGACCAGUUCGACAAGGCCUUCGAGGAGCUGUGCAAGGACGUCUCCUGCGAGGGCUCCUUCGACGUCAAGUUCCCCGGCGACGGCUGCGACUCCAAGCACACCGGCCCCAACACGGCCUACUCCCUCAAGAUCGAGGCCGAGUAUACCCACGGAGACCGUGACGGCGUCAAGGAGGCCUACACCAACACCAUCCAGAAGCUCAACAAGCAGAGCACCGACUGCGGCUUCUUCGACACCAACGGCGUCAACCAGGUCAAGGUGGAGAUCCCGACGGACAUUAACAUCGUCCGCGACACGGGCGACCACGGCCUGCGCUCGACGAUGCACAUCAUGCUCGACACCGGCGGCGAGAGCGCCUGCGGGCUCGUCAACGACAUGUGGGGGGCCGUCGGCGGCUCGAUCCCCGGCGGUUCCAUCUUUGGCGCCAUUCUGAAGGGUACCUGCAAGUAA
This is a messenger RNA of Cordyceps fumosorosea ARSEF 2679, 645 nucleotides long. RefSeq lists its product as hypothetical. Bases 1 to 645 code for a protein of 214 amino acids. The transcript has a single exon. The record is from RefSeq and is a predicted model, not a curated record. NCBI's taxonomy places the organism in Eukaryota, Fungi, Ascomycota, Sordariomycetes, Hypocreales, Cordycipitaceae.